AUGAAUGACCGAUCUGUAGAUGAGAAUACGCCAUUGAUUCUUGACGAGUUUAGUACUCGUCAGAGUAAGUCUACAUCAUUACUUUCUUCAAAGAGUGUGGGUCAUAAAUAUCAAGUAUAUGAUGCGGCGCACCAGUUUCUUCGCUCUGUUUUUAAUGUCGGUGGAUUAACAAUUUGUGUUGUUGAGGCAACUGUGAUAACUCAGUCCCGAUUGAGUCGGUGUUUCCCAAGGCAGUUUCCAUCCAAGAAACGAUGUGAUGCCGCUGUUGCCUUAAUGCGGGAAGGUGGUGUACACGUUGUUGCGGAUAUUGAUGGUAUGGCUGGGUUGUAUUUACUCCGUGUUAUCACUGGUAGUACUUCAUGUACAUCAGGAUCUAUCCUAGCCAAUGGUGUUCCUGUUGAAGCUGGUGUUUUUCGCAAGGCGGUUGGUGUUAUUAGCGAUGAAGGUACUCCUUUACCAAAUUUAACAGUUGAGGAAAACAUUAAUUUUGUCGUUUCUAUGAGGACAAGAAUAACUGGUAACUCACGAAAUCUUUUAGUAAAAGCAGCCUGCGUUCUUACCGAGCUUGAUCACCGUAAGACUACAAAUUCAUUGUCACCUUCAGAAGAUUUUCGACUUCGUCUUGCCAUGGAAAUAGUAAGAGAUCCUCCCGUUAUUGUCGCAUAUUACCCUUUUGAUAAUCUUAGUCUUUCUGAUGCUGCAGAGUGCAGUGCUAUUCUAAAGAGAAUAUCAACCAUACUAGAAAAAACAAUCAUUAUUUCAUCUAAGACACUUGCAACAUAUUUAUUUGAAAUAACAGAUACCGUAUUGCUUUUUGGACUUAAUGGACAGGUACUUUACUCUGGUGAGACUACUUUGAUGGCCUUAUAUUAUAAAAGUCUUCAUGCUUCCAUUACUUCAUAUUUUUCUGGUUUUGACCAUUUACGGGAUGACCUUAAUAUAAGGUCUGAAAGUUUUUCACCUUGUAAUCAAUUACCUGAUGUAACUGUCUCAGGAGGAGACCAUAAAAACAGGGAAGAUGAACCAAGUAGUAUAUCCAUGCGUUCUUCUUAUGCUCGAGAGACAAUUAAUGAAACGAUUGAAAAUGUUGAUUUUUGUGGAGAUGAUGCUCUUAGUCUUGCUAUAUUAUGGGGUGAAAAUGAAGUUGAUACUUAUUUUUACGCUUCUAAGUAUUAUGAAUCAUCUUUGCGUAAGGAAAUGCUUCGGUCAAUAGCGGGAUAUUCUUUCCCACCCCAGGACGAUUAUGGUGUGACUCCUUUUACAGGUACUGCAGUUCCUCAAUAUUCAAUGUUAAAACCUUUUCUUCUUUGGUGGUAUGAUGCUUUACAAACACGAAGAGAACCGGGAGGUGUAAUUUAUUUUUGUUUCUUAUUGAUUGGGUUACUUGUGAUAACCCUGUUAGUGCAUCGUCAACCCGAUGAUCAAGGAGGUAUGUACAAUAUCAGAGGUAUUCAAUUUGUUCUCUUUCUAUUGACUAUAAUAGCAAAUAUUGUGGUCAUGGAUGAUGUAGAUCGUCAGUUACGACUUUUUUUUUAUCAACGCAACAGUGGACUUUACAAUACAUUUUGUUUUAUGUUCGUUUUUGUCAUACGUACGAUAUUUUUGCGAGUAAUAUGUUUGGCAUUGUUUGUUCCAGUGGUUCUAUUUGUUUUGAAAAUGAAGGCACUAUUUCUUCUUCUUGUUGGUGCCCUAAGCAUUACUCACAUGUUUCUUCAUGUGGCUGUGCAUGUAGUUAUACCUGAAAAACAAUUAGCAGCUAAUAUACUCCGAGUGUAUAUGACCUAUUGUAUUAUUUUUUCUGGAUUCUUACUUAAUCUGAAGUCCAUGCCUCCCUUUGUUGGGAUGAUAAGUUUAUUGAGAUGGGUUUACGGAGCUGCCUUGGCACAAAGUUUGCGGAACAUGCCAUUUAGUUGCGAUGGUGCUGGUAACACAUCAUACUGUUACAGCGGUGACGCUUACUUGGAACUUGAGGGAUUUCAGAAUGAGUCUACAAAACAAUCUUUAGUGGUAUUAGGUACAAUGUGUGGUAUUUUGAUAUUACUUGUGGGAGUUGCCUUAGCUUGUCGAAGCUAA
This is a messenger RNA of Trypanosoma theileri, 2073 nucleotides long. RefSeq names its product ABC transporter. The transcript has a single exon. Gene Ontology annotation, cellular component: membrane. Gene Ontology annotation, molecular function: ATP binding; ABC-type transporter activity; ATP hydrolysis activity. The coding region runs from base 1 to 2073 and encodes 690 amino acids. NCBI's taxonomy places the organism in Eukaryota, Euglenozoa, Kinetoplastea, Trypanosomatida, Trypanosomatidae. The record is from RefSeq and is a predicted model, not a curated record.